AUGAUGUCCCCAGGAAUCUCUCUACAGCAGACAGCUGAGAAAGCAGCGCUUGAGCAAGCAUACUAUCGGAAAUUUGUGGACGGCUCUCAUAUUCUGCACUACCACAACGUCCUCGAUGCAUACGGCCAUCUCUCCUUCAGACACCCCUACAAGCCCGACGUGUUCGUCAUGUCACGGAACCUUGCACCUGCGUCUAUCUCCUCGGUGGUUGACCUCGUUAGCUACAGAAUUGAGGACGCCGAACCGCUCGACCAGGGAGCCGCCAAGGGGUACGCUGAGCGUUUGAUUCAUUCUGAGAUAUAUAAGCGACACGCUCAUGUCGGAGCUGUCGUUCAUAGCCACUCGGAGGCCGUGGUACCCUUUACCAUAUCCCAAGUGCCUUUGAAAGCCUGUUACCAUAUGGCACCAUGGCUUGGGACCGACAGGCUCAGCGGCAAUGGCCCGGAUAGCACGGCGCCACCUGUCUUUGAUGUGAUUGAGCAUCUGCGUCCUAGCGAUGUGCCAGACAUGCUCAUCAAAUUAUCUCAUUUGGGCUUGGCGUUGGCUCAAUGCUUUGAUGGUGGUAAUGCAGUCACCUUGAUGCGCGGUCAUGGCAUGACAAUUGUAGCCCCUAGCAUUGAGAGCGCAGUGCUACGGGCUGUCUAUACUCAGAAGAACGCCGCCAUCCAAACUACAGCGCUGUUGAUGCAAGCCGCCUAUUUCGGGAGUGGCACGAGAACGCACACUGCAAGUAACAUUGACUCUGCUGAGGUCAAUGCCACCACUACUGGUGAGGGGAUCCAUCUUCAUUAUCUCAGCCCUCAAGAGUCUGCUGCGGCUACGGAAGCGACGAUUUGGUCCGUUCAACGGCCUUGGGAUCUAUGGCGUAAAGAGGUGGAGGCGUGCGAGUUAUACUCGAACUCCAUAUAG
Penicillium waksmanii is the source of this 909-nucleotide messenger RNA. Its product is annotated as class II aldolase/adducin family protein. The transcript has a single exon. Gene Ontology annotation, biological process: pentose catabolic process. The coding region runs from base 1 to 909 and encodes 302 amino acids. Gene Ontology annotation, cellular component: cytosol. The record is from RefSeq and is a predicted model, not a curated record. Lineage: Eukaryota; Fungi; Ascomycota; Eurotiomycetes; Eurotiales; Aspergillaceae. Gene Ontology annotation, molecular function: aldehyde-lyase activity.